CUAUUAAGUCAGGUCUCUCUGAUCCAUUUACUGUCCAGUUUACUCACUGUUGGCGGAUGGCAUGUUCACCAACGUUUACUAUGGUAUAUGGUGAUGGUUCUUGAGUUCACUUCCAUUAGACCAUUUCAUAUCAAUAGCUUCAUGCCCAAGCUCUGCCACUACCUCACACUCAUUUGAUAUUCAUCUAUAUUCACACCCUGUAUCCCCUUUUCGUCAACACGUUUUGAAAUCCACAAUCACAAACCUCGCCGACCAUGUCGCGCACAUUGGAAGCCGGAGCUGCACAACCAAGGAUCUCCUUCACCAACUGGAUCCUGGGAGGACCCCUCGUCACUGUGCCCCCAAGGCAGAGAAAACCAGGCGAACGAUUACCAAGCGGUGAUGCCAACAAAGAACUCAAUCCAAAAUGCAAUUUCAUUGACAACUCCAAACUCAACGAGAAGAGAUAUUACCAGAACAGGCGGGUGUCAAAGGACAAAGUCACAGACACGAAGAAAGAUGCUGAGAAGGGGAAUAAGGAGAAAGAACGAAGGGCUGAGGCUCUAAAAAAGGCUGUGCCGAAAGAUGAAAUUGCGAAGAAGGAAGAGCAGAACAAGCAAGCACAACAAUCAUCAGGAUGGACAAAAGCCCAAGACGACAAGAUCCUUGCCAUGAAGAAAGCAGGAAACAGCUGGAAGAUGAUUGCCCAGGAAGUCGGCGCAUCAAAGAAAGACGUCACGAUCCGGUUCAAAGAACUCAGUAAGGCAGGCGAAAAGAGCGGCUACAACGAUGACCCCUUCCCCUUCGGUGAUAUGCCGGGGAUGUUUAAGGAAGAUGAGCCGACUGAGGACUCCAAAUCCCCUGCUAAACUCCAGAAGAAAGGCAAAGGGGAGAAGGGAGGAGGGAAGGCGGAUAAUGGCGGCAAGGGAGAGAAGGGGGAGAAAGACAAGAUCGUGGUUGACAAAGCUGCGCUGGAGGCAGAGAAUGGAAAGAAAGUACUGGUACCUGACUCCAUCUGGACUAUUGGCGACCUCGAAGUGCUGGCAAAUGUGGAGGAACGAUACAGGGAACUCAAGUGGAUGCAUGUCCAGGCGGGCUUCUAUAACAUGACAGGGCGGAUGGUGGGGAGCGAGGUUAUAAAAGCUAAAUUUGAACAAGGCUGACUGGCUGGGCUGGAGUUAGAGGCGUCGGACAAUUAUGAUUUGCACAUGGGGG
Molecule: messenger RNA, 1194 nt
Organism: Pseudogymnoascus verrucosus
Lineage: Eukaryota; Fungi; Ascomycota; Leotiomycetes; Thelebolales; Thelebolaceae
Exons: 2
Coding region: 255-1142 (295 amino acids)
Source: RefSeq, a predicted model, not a curated record